AUGGCAGGAAACGAUUGGAUAAAUAGCUACUUGGAGGCGAUUCUUGAUGUUGGGCCUGGGAUCGACCGUGAUAAAGUAAAAUCAUCUCUGCUGCUCCGAGAAAGAGGUCGCUUCAACCCCACCCGCUUCUUCGUCGAAGAGGUCAUCACUGGAUUCGAUGAGACCGAUCUCCAUCGUUCGUGGAUUCGAGCUGCGUCGAUGGGUGGGACUGAGGAGAGGAACACCAGAAUGGAGAACAUGAGCUGGAGGAUUUGGAAUUUGGCGCGCAAGAAGAAGCAGGUCGAAGCAGAUGAGGCCCGGUAUCGUGCUAGGCGUCGUCUUGAACGGGAAAAAGCACACAGAGAAGCAGCUGCUGACAUGUCAGAAGACCUAUCGGAAGGAGAGAAAGGGGAUGCUUUAGGUGAACUUCCAGCUCGUGCUGAUAGCAUUAGAGGAAGAUUGCCUAGGGUCAAUUCUAUUGAUGCGAUGGAGAACUGGGUUAGACAGCACAAGGAGAAGAAACUCUACAUCGUUUUAAUCAGCCUUCAUGGCUUGAUACGAGGGGAAAACAUGGAAUUAGGUCGUGAUUCUGACACUGGAGGUCAGGUGAAGUACGUCGUAGAACUUGCGAGGGCAUUAGGAAUGAUGCCAGGUGUUUAUAGGGUAGACUUACUAACAAGACAAGUAUCAGCUCCUGAUGUAGACCGUAGCUAUCGUGAGCCAAUAGAAAUGCUGAAUCCAAGAGGUUCAGACAACUCACAUCAGGAGCGUGGGGGAUGUAGCGGGGCAUAUAUAGUCCGUAUACCAUUUGGCCCAAAAGAUAAGUAUAUACCAAAAGAACGCCUUUGGCCGUAUAUACCUGAGUUCGUUGACGAUGCAAUGAAGCACAUUAUCCAAAUGUCUAAAGUUCUGAGUGAACAUGUUGGUGUUGGUGAACCAGUCUGGCCAGCUGCUAUUCAUGGACAUUACGCUGAUGCGGGUGACUCUGCAGCUCUUUUAUCUGGAUCUUUAAAUGUUCCUAUGAUCUUCACUGGCCAUUCACUGGGACGAGAUAAGCUUGACCAACUUCUAAAACAAGGAAGGCACUCAAGAGAAGAAAUUAAUGCUACCUACAAAAUAAUGCGGCGAAUAGAAGCAGAGGAUUUAACCCUCGAUGUUUCUGAAAUUGUCAUAACCAGCACAAGACAGGAGAUUGAGGAGCAAUGGCGUCUUUAUGAUGGCUUCGAUCCCGUCCUAGAAAGCAAAUUGAGAGCGAGGAUGAAAAGGGGUGUAAGCUGUCAUGGCAGGUUUAUGCCUCGUAUGGUUGUGAUUCCACCCGGAAUGGAACUCAAUCAUAUCGUUCCACCCGAUUUGGAUGAAGGAGAAAAGAACGAAGAUAAAUCUGCUCAUGACUCACCAAUUUGGUCUGAGAUCAUGCGUUUCUUCUCCAAUCCUCGCAAGCCUAUGAUACUCGCACUUGCCCGGCCAGACCCCAAAAAAAAUCUGACUACUCUCGUCAAAGCAUUUGGAGAAUGUCGCCCUCUCAGGGAGUUAGCAAACCUUACACUGAUAAUGGGAAAUCGAGAUGACAUUGAAGAAAUGUCUACAACAAAUGCUUCUGUGCUCUUUUCAAUCCUUAGGUUAAUAGACAAAUAUGAUCUAUAUGGUCAAGUGGCAUACCCUAAACACCACAAGCAGUCUGAGGUUCCUGAUAUCUAUCGUCUUGCUGCAAGAUCCAAGGGUGUUUUCAUUAAUCCAGCUUUUAUUGAGCCAUUUGGGCUUACUUUGAUUGAGGCGGCAGCUCAUGGUUUGCCUAUUGUUGCAACAAAAAACGGUGGCCCUGUUGAUAUCCAUCGGGUUCUCGACAAUGGUCUUCUAAUUGACCCUCAUGAUCAACAAGCCAUUGCUGAUGCUCUUUUUAAGCUUGUCUCUGAUAAACAACUUUGGGCAAAGUGCCGGCAGAAUGGGCUAAAAAAUAUUCACCUUUUCUCUUGGCCAGAGCACUGUAAGACUUACUUAGCUCGAAUAGCUACUUUGAGACCAAAACAGCCGAAAUGGCAGCAAAGUGAUGCUGAAGAUGAAGGUUCAGAAUCAGAUUCACCUCGUGAUUCCUCGCAAGAUGUGAAUGAUCUAUCACUGGACCUAAAGAUUUCACUGGACGGUGGAAAAACUGAAGAAAGUGUAAACCUUGAUAAUGCUUUAGAUAUCCCCAAACAAAAUACUGUCAGUGGAAAGAGCAAGAGAGAGCAUGCUGCGUUGACAUCGUUAAAGAACGUCGUUGACAGCACACGAAAAGUAGGGACAAUGAAUAAAGAAGACAUUAAUGCACUUAGCAAGUCUCUGUCACUGAGAAGGAGGAAAUACGUUUUUCUAAUUGCUUGUGAUGACAUACCAGAAAUUCUUGGAAUUCUCAAUAAAAUUAUGAAGGCAGUGCUGAAGGACAGGAAUGCUGGCAUGAUUGGAUUCAUAUUGUCAACUUCCUUGACAAUAACGGAGAUAAACUCUCUUAUAGCAUCAGGAAAUUUUAAGCCAUCAGAUUUUGAUGUUUUAAUAUGUAACAGUGGUGGUGAACUCUAUUAUCCAUCUGCAACCUCAGAGAAGAGUUCUACUGGACUUCCUUUUGUUGUAGAUUCACAUUAUCAAUCUCACACAGAUUAUCGAUGGGGUGGAGAGGAUCUAAGAAAGACAUUGGUUCGUUGGGUUUCUUCAAUCAAUGAUAAGAGGAAAGAAGAACUUGUAAUCUCUGAAGACGAAGCAGGAUCAACUGCACAUUGCUAUGCGUUUAAAGUGAAAGACCCAACAUUGCUUCCUCCAGUUAGGGAACUUCGGAAGCUAUUGAGGAUCCAAGCUCUUCGUUGCAAUGUUAUAUAUUGUCAAAAUGGGACAAGGUUGAACGUCAUUCCUGUCUUAGCUUCCAGGUGCCAAGCACUCAGGUACCUCUAUGUCCGUUGGGGAAUGGAUUUGUCUAAUGCCGUGGUAUUUGUCGGAGAAUGUGGAGACACCGACUAUGAAGGAUUGGUUGGAGGGAUCCACAAAACUGUGAUUCUAAAGGGUUAUGGUAACGGUGCGCGUAAGCUUCAUGAUGGCAGAAGUUAUCCACUCGAAGAUGUUCUACCUCAGGAAAGUGCCAGUGUCGUGCAGGCUGAAAUAAAGGAUAUCGAUGACAUACGUGCGUCACUGAAGAAACUGGGGAUCAUUUGCCAAUAG
Messenger RNA from Neltuma alba, 3165 nucleotides. Its product is annotated as probable sucrose-phosphate synthase 1. The coding region runs from base 1 to 3165 and encodes 1054 amino acids. Gene Ontology annotation, biological process: sucrose metabolic process. The record is from RefSeq and is a predicted model, not a curated record. Gene Ontology annotation, molecular function: sucrose synthase activity; sucrose-phosphate synthase activity. Lineage: Eukaryota; Viridiplantae; Streptophyta; Magnoliopsida; Fabales; Fabaceae. The transcript has 13 exons.